Perognathus longimembris pacificus (Pacific pocket mouse) is the source of this 1350-nucleotide messenger RNA. It is a transcript of the gene Tubal3, whose product is annotated as tubulin alpha like 3. Lineage: Eukaryota; Metazoa; Chordata; Mammalia; Rodentia; Heteromyidae. Gene Ontology annotation, biological process: microtubule cytoskeleton organization; mitotic cell cycle. The transcript has 4 exons. Gene Ontology annotation, cellular component: cytoplasm; microtubule. The record is from RefSeq and is a predicted model, not a curated record. The coding region runs from base 1 to 1350 and encodes 449 amino acids. Gene Ontology annotation, molecular function: GTP binding; structural constituent of cytoskeleton.
AUGGAACCUCUGAGAGAGUGCCUUUCCAUUCACAUCGGUCAAGCUGGUGUCCAGAUUGGAGAUGCUUGUUGGGAGCUCUAUUGCCUGGAGCAUGGAAUCCAGCCAGAUGGUAUCAUUCUUGAGACUCAGCAGGAUUCCUUGGAAAAUGCGAAAGUGGACCACAGGAAUUCUUCCUUUGAUAGCUUCUUCCAUGAGACGAACACAGGCAAGCAUGUGCCCAGAGCACUCUUCAUGGACUUAGAACCAAGUGUUAUAGAUGGGAUCCGAGUGGGAAAGUACCGCUCACUCUUCCACCCAGAGCAGCUGGUUAACGGAAAGGAGGAUGCUGCGAACAACUACGCGCGAGGUCACUACUCCGUGGGCUCAGAGGUCAUCGACCUUGUGCUAGAGAGGAUCCGAAAGCUGGCAGAACAGUGCAGUGGACUUCAGGGAUUUUUGAUUUUCCGAAGCUUUGGAGGAGGCACUGGGUCAGGAUUUACACCUCUCUUAAUGGAGCAGCUUUCGAUAGAAUACAACCGGAAGACCAAGUUGGAGUUCUCUGUCUACCCAUCCCCUAGAAUCUCCACCGCGGUGGUAGAGCCUUACAAUUCCAUCCUCACCACCCAUUCCACCAUAGAGCACUCAGACUGUACCUUCAUGGUGGACAACGAAGCCAUCUAUGACAUCUGCCAUCAGAAACUUGGUCUUGAGCGCCCCUCCUACACCCAUAUCAAUAGGCUGAUAGGUCAGGUGAUAUCUUCCAUUACCACUUCCCUCCGAUUUGAAGGACCUUUGAACGUGGACCUCAUUGAAUUCCAGACCAACCUAGUCCCUUAUCCAAGAAUCCAUUUCCCUCUCACAACCUUUGCCCCCAUCAUCUCGGCUGACAAAGCCUACCACGAGCAACUCUCCAUCGCGGACAUCACGGCUGCUUGCUUCGAGCUCUCCAACCAGCUGGUGAAAUGCCAUCCUCAGCUCGGGAAGUACAUGGCCUGCUGCCUGCUCUACAGGGGAGACGUGGUACCCAAGGACGUCAACGCCGCCAUUACAUCCCUGAGGUCAAGGACCUGUGUUCAGUUUGUGGAUUGGUGCCCAACUGGUUUCAAGGUGGGCAUCAGUGAGCAGCCGCCUUCCGUGAUGCCAGGAGGGGAUCUGGCGCGGAUGCAGAGGGCGGUCUGCAUGCUGAGCAACACGACGGCCAUUGCGGAGGCCUGGGCCCGGCUGGACCACAAGUUUGACCUCAUGUAUGCCAAGAAGGCAUUUCUGCAUUGGUACACCACCGAAGGCAUGGAACUCGGGGAGUUCUCCGAGGCCAGGGAAGAUCUGGCGGCUCUGGAAAGGGAUUACGACGAAGUAGGGUUAAGUUUCUGA